Molecule: messenger RNA, 354 nt
Organism: Naegleria gruberi
Lineage: Eukaryota; Heterolobosea; Eutetramitea; Acrasida; Naegleriidae
Exons: 1
Coding region: 1-354 (117 amino acids)
Source: RefSeq, a predicted model, not a curated record
AUGGCUGCAACAGAAAAUGAGUCACAAAAGUUAUCUCAUCGUGUACAACAAUCAAGAAACCUCUCACUGAUUGGAGGUAUAAUUAUGAUCAUGUUCGGUGUUGCUUGUAUUAUUUUUGCCUCCUCUCUCCUCAUCACUCACACAAAGACUGGUUAUUUUGCCACAAUUUUGGAAGGAUCAUUUUCAAUUCCGGCCAUUGCUUUGGACUAUGUUAUUGGGAUAUUAUUGGUGGUUGCUGGAGUGUUGGCUAUUGUGAGUUCUGUCAUGUUGGCCAAUGUUAAGAGGAGAUAUGUAUUGAGUGUUUCUUGGGUUGUUUUUGUUUCUCUGUGUCUUUUGAUGGCUAUUUUGAGGUAA